AGUUGGGAUCUUCGCUUCUGGGCCAGUUGGGAGAGCGUCUGUAGCUUCCUUGGUAAGUGGCUCCUGUGUCCAUGUCCGGACACCUGCUUGCCUCACUCUUCCGCGGGUCUGUGGGGGCCAGCAGGCCACCAGCAAGGGGGGCUGGAGGAACAGAGCUGGGCUAGGCAUCCCCCGACCUGCAGCUGACAGACGGGCAGGGGUGUUAGUUCACCGUGGCUCCAGCCAGGGCCAGCGGGCUGGGCAGGGAUGUCAGGGAGAAAGCCCCGGAGCCCCUUCUCCUGGGUCCUGGUCCCUGGGGUGCCGGCGGAGCCCAGGCCAUACAAGGUGUGUGGCAGGACACCAAGCUGUGGGCCCUGGGCAGGUAGGGGACAGUGGCUCUUGUUUCCAAGGAGCCUGGGUGUGGGGGGAGGUGAAUGCCAAGAGCACCCACAUUCAGGGCAGCCGCAGGUCUGCAAGUCCCCAAGGUGGGCGUGGGGCCUGGAGAAGGGUCCUCAGAUGACCGUGUGCUUGCUUGGUGCACAGGGGCCCUGGGUGGCUGUGGAGGGUGGUUGCUUCCAAAGGCCAGGUUUACUCUCCUGGGGGUGCCCGAGGUGGGCUGUGGGGGCCUGGGGCGAUGGGUAGCUCCAUCACAGGGUCACACUGCCCUGGACGUCUGUGGGGCCGGCCUUUCAGCCCAGGGAAACUGGCUCAGGCUAGCCCGCCUGGGAUGGAUGGGAGCAUGGGGCUGUUCCUUUUGGCUGCCAAAUCCCUUGGAGAGGUGGCACAUGUGCUACCCUGUGCCUCAGUUUCUCCAGGAGCAGAAGGAGAUGAACUGGGCCCACCUGCUGCCCUCCCAUCCCCAUCAACUGGCUCCCACCCUCAGGCUUACCAGGCUUUUCCAGGAGAUCUGACAAGCUCCUUCCUUUUUCCCAUGCACUGCCUGCACUAGCAUUUAUUAUGCACCUACUGUGUGCCAGGCUCUGAGUGCUUGGUGAGCAAAGUGUUCUGGGGACCAGGGAGCCGGCAGUGUCCAGAAGCCAUGGCAGGGUGGCCAAGCUCAGUCUGUGAAUUUGCCCAGCAGAGAAGACAGCCUGGGAAAGCCCAGAGAGAGAGCGCCUGUGGCCCAGGCAGGCACAGUGAGGGCUGGAGAGGCUGGGGAUGUCGGCUAGGGCUAGAGCAGGCACGGAGAGGCUGCCAGGCCAGUCUGACCGAUGGAUGGCACCAGGGAGCUACGAAAGGUUGUUUCGGGAGAGGGUGAUGUGAAUAGCCUCACGGGUGCAGCUGGGCUGCAGUGGGGAAUGGCUGCUGGAUGGGCAAGGAGCCCAGCUCCCAGGUCUAGGGGACUGAGUCUGGCUUCCCCAGCCCUCCUGCAGCCUUGGAGGCAGACACAGAGGCAGGAGCAAGAGCCUGAGCUCAUCCCGAGAGAGUUAUCUCAAGAAGCAUCGGGGAGGGGCGGGGGAUGUUGCUCAGGGAAGUCUGAAGGUCUCAUGACAGUCAGCCCGCUUGGCACCUUCUUCAUGAAGUUCCACGACUGGGUGAGGCCCAAGUGCGGCCGGCUGUGUGUGCCUGUGUCUGGGUGGGCACCAGGUUUCCAGCCCGAGGGCAGUGACUCCCACAGGGCUCCCGCCUCCAUGGCCUCACUCUGGGCUGUCCAUGGGUGUUCAGAGGGAGGAGCCCAGGCCAGACACACAAGUGCACACACGCCCUAGCACCUGAGCACGUACAUCCUGUGAGCACACACGUGUGCACACACACCUGCAAACCUGGAGUGGGCCAUUCGUUCCUCCCACCCAGGAUGGACUUUUCCGGCCACUGGAGAGCCAGUCUCCUCCCUGCCAGCCCCCAGGGCCCUGGGGACUUGCAAAUGCACCCAACCAUGCCCUCCCACCUGGAGGCCAGAGAUGGGGCCCUGGGGCUGCCAGUUUAGAGGCAAACUUGGAUUUUGUUUAAGCAAAAUCCACCUCCUCCCCCCACGGACCUGUUCUGGACCCUCCAAGAACUCUCAUUUAGCUGGUGGCUGGUGGGAGUCCUCAAUCUGGACCCAGCUGUGGAGCAGGGGUGUUGGUGAGCCUCUGCCACACUCCCCGCCUGUGUUCCUUCUCCCCUCCCGCUCGGCCCCUCCCCGCCUCCCGGCCAGGAUCUGCUCGUCCCCCAGACACACUGCCUGAGGCCCCGCCUGCUCAGGCCCUGCGCCAGGAUAGUCCAGUUCUCGGGGAGGCAGCUUUUCUGGGCCAGGGUGGGUGUCCUCUGCGGCUUUCACUGUGGUACCACCCCCACCUGCCCUGGCAUGCAAGGGACUGACCUGGGUCCCGGGGUCCCUCCACAAGGUUCAAGUUUUCACCCGCAGGAAUGUUAAUGGUAGUGUUGAGGCCAGGGCGCUGGGGGGCCCGGGGAGUGGGGGAAGGGCAUUGGGGAAGGAACCAGGUGCCAACGGCCUGACCAGCUGGGCCUGGCUCAGGCGAGUCACCUCCACAUUCUCCUCUGUGAAGUGGGGCUUUGGUGACCGUCAACAAACAGUGUCAUGAUUCAGGUGAUGGGGCCACUUGCAGAGCCUGUCUGGGAGAACCGGAGGCCGGGCGGGCAAAGGCGGCCUCCCCUGCGCUCUGCGGCCGAGGCGGGGCUUCCUCAGGAGCUCGGGCCUGGGAGGCGGUGCUCUUGGCGGGGGACUGGGAUACUGGGGGCCUUCCUCUCUCUCCCGACUGGCGCGGGUCCGAGGCCGGUAGCCUGGCUGCGCAGCCUUAUCCCGAGGCGGGCAGGAUUUCCCCCUUCCUGUUUGUGUUCCUGGGCCAGGCUCCUGCCAGCCCAGUGACUGGAGGGGUCCCCACUGCGCAGCUCUGUGGCCAGAGGCAGGUCUGCCGCUCGCUGAGCCUCUGCACUCCAUCCCCACUACAGGCAGUGUAGGAACAGCCGCUCCCAGUGCGGUGGCUGAGGGUGGGGCUGGGGACUGUCCCGCGUGGGCCAGUGGCAGGACCAGGCACGAGGGCCAGCAGGAGCAGGGCUGGUCACGUCUCCUCCUCCUUCCCCCAUGCAGGUUCCCAGCACAGGGUGUGCCCAGGGCUUGCUGUCGACACCCUCCCUCACCGGCCCCAACACCCACAAGACUACCCUGGAGAGAUUUGGGAGUGCAGCCGGCUGUGCCCAGCUCAGGGGCCCUUGACCGUGGUGCCCACCCCCAGCCCAGCAGACCUGUGUUUCCCUGCCUGGCGAGUCCCUUCUCCGAGGAGUUGCCCUCCUGACCCUUUCUUGGGCCUCACAGCAGCUGCCCCCCACCCCCAACCCAUCCAGGCUCCUGCCAGCUGGGUGGGGCUUUUUGGCUGGGGAGGCUGCGGAGGGACGGGGAGGCGGCUGGGUUUCUGGGCAGCCUCAGAACACCUGCCCCACCCUGAGUGCUAGGCAGGGCCUGGGACACCCGGUCUCCGAGGCAGUGGAGCCCCUCCCCACUCAUGACCCCAGCUGCACCUGCUGCCAGGGGAGCAGCUGUGGGCCAAGUGACCCAGGGACCCUCCUCUGCCCCCAGCCCUGCUAGGUAGUUGCCCCAGCUCCACACCUACUGGCUGGGUCCCCUUGGUGUCCGGCCGUCAGCUGCAGCCCGGGGAGCCAGGUGCAGAAACGGAAGAUGACCACUCUGUGACUGAAGGGCCUGCGGAUGAGGGCAUUCGACCACGGCCGCAGGGGUCUUCACCUGUCUACGAAUACACGACUGAGGCUGCCGACUUUGGACUCCAGGAAGACGCCCCCGGCAGGCAAGGUUCUGCUGGGAGACGGAGAUCCUGGUGGAAGCGAGAUUCAGGGGACUCACGGACAUUUUUCAGGAUGAGUCGUCCAGAGGCUGUCCAGGAGGCAACAGAGGUGACGCUGAAGACAGAGGUGGAGGCAGGAGCCAGUGGCUACAGUGUCACAGGUGGUGGGGACCAGGGGAUCUUCGUCAAGCAAGUGCUGAAGGACUCCUCAGCCGCCAAGCUUUUUAACUUGAGAGAAGGGGAUCAGCUGCUCAGUACAACCGUGUUCUUUGAAAACAUAAAAUAUGAAGAUGCUCUCAAAAUCCUUCAAUAUUCAGAGCCGUACAAGGUUCAGUUCAAAAUCAGACGGCAGCUCCCUGCCCCACAGGAUGAAGAGUGGGCUUCCAGCGAUGCCCAGCACGGCCCACAGGGCAAGGAGAAGGAGGACACGGAUGUUGCUGAUGGGUGCAGAGAGACCCCCACGAAAACUCUGGAAGGAGAUGGGGACCAAGAGAGACUCAUCUCCAAACCAAGGGUGGGGAGAGGCAGGCAGAGCCAGAGGGAGAGGCUCUCUUGGCCAAAAUUUCAAUCCAUAAAGAGCAAGCGGGGGCCGGGACCCCAGAGGUCACACAGCUCGUCAGAGGCCUACGAACCUAGGGACGCACAUGACGUGUCCCCUACAAGCACAGACACAGAGGCCCAGCUCACGGUGGAGCGCCAAGAGCAGAAGGCAGGGCCGGGCAGCCAGAGGAGGCGGAAGUUCCUCAACCUCAGAUUCAGGACAGGCUCGGGACAGGGCCCUUCAUCGACAGGACAGCCAGGCAGGGGGUUCCAGAGUGGGGUGGGCCGUGCUGGGGUCCUGGAAGAGUUGGGGCCCUGGGGUGAUAGCCUCGAGGAGACUGGGGCUGCCACAGGCAGCAGGAGAGAGGAGAGGGCAGAACAGGAUCGAGAAGUGAUGCCUGCUCAGAGCAUGCCAUUGCCCACAGAGCUCGGUGACCCUAGACUUUGCGAGGGAACCCCUCAGGAAGGGGGACUCAGGGCAGCCAGGCUCCAUGGAAAGACCCUGGAGGGGCAGGCACAGGAGACAGCAGUGGCCCAGAGGAAGCCCAGGGCCCAGCCAACUCCUGGAAUGAGCCGGGAGGGUGAAGGCGAGGGACUGCAGAGCCUGGAAAUCGGGAUCGCCAGACUGUCCUUGAGAGACACAACCGAAGGAGGCACACAGAUUGGCCCACCAGAAAUUAGGGUGCGAGUACACGAUUUAAAGACACCAAAAUUUGCAUUUUCCACAGAAAAAGAGCCAGAAAGAGAAAGGCGCCUUAGUACCCCACAGCGAGGGAAGAGACAGGAUGCGUCCUCAAAAGCGGGUACUGGCCUGAAGGGUGAGGAGGUGGAAGGAGCCGGGUGGAUGCCGGGCAGGGAACCAACCACACAUGCAGAAGCACAGGGGGAUGAAGGAGAUGGAGAGGAAGGACUACAGAGGACAAGGAUCACUGAGGAACAGGACAAGGGCAGGGAAGACACAGAAGGACAGAUAAGAAUGCCCAAGUUCAAGAUACCCUCCUUAGGAUGGUCGCCAAGCAAGCACACAAAGACAGGCAGAGAAAAAGCCACAGAAGACACAGAGCAGGGAAGGGAAGGAGAGGCCACAGCAACAGCUGAUAGAAGAGAACAGAGACGCACAGAGGAAGGAUUAAAAGACAAAGAAGACAGUGACUCAAUGACAAACACAACAAAAAUACAACUAAUACACGAUGAAAAACGCUUAAAAAAGGAACAAAUUCUGACAGAAAAGGAAGUGGCCACCAAAGACAGCAAGUUCAAAAUGCCCAAGUUCAAGAUGCCAUUGUUCGGGGCGUCAGCCCCAGGCAAGUCCAUGGAGGCCUCGGUGGAUGUGUCUGCGCCGAAGGUGGAGGCCGACGUGAGCCUCCUCUCCAUGCAGGGGGACCUCAAGACCACUGACCUCAGCGUCCAGACCCCUUCCGCUGACCUGGAGGUCCAGGAUGGCCAAGUGGAUGUGAAACUUCCGGAGGGCCCCCUGCCCGAGGGAGCCAGCCUCAAAGGGCACCUGCCCAAGGUGCAGAGGCCCAGUUUGAAGAUGCCCAAAGUGGACCUCAAGGGCCCCAAGCUGGACCUGAAAGGCCCCAAGGCGGAAGUGACAGCCCCCGAUGUGAAGAUGUCUCUGUCCAGCAUGGAGGUGGACGUCCAGGCCCCGAGAGCAAAGCUGGAUGGUGCGCGGCUGGAGGGGGACCUGUCCCUGGCCGACAAGGAGGUGACUGCCAAAGACAGCAAGUUCAAAAUGCCCAAGUUCAAGAUGCCAUCAUUCGGGGUGUCGGCCCCAGGCAAGUCCAUGGAGGACUCGGUGGAUGUGUCUGCGCCGAAGGUGGAGGCCGACGUGAGCCUCUCCUCCAUGCAGGGGGACCUCAAGGCCACUGACCUCAGCAUUCAGCCCCCUUCCGCUGACCUGGAGGUCCAGGCUGGCCAAGUGGAUGUGAAACUUCCGGAGGGCCCUGUGCCCGAGGGAGCCGGCCCCAAAGUGCACCUGCCCAAAGUGGAGAUGCCCAGUUUCAAGAUGCCCAAAGUGGACCUCAAGGGCCCCCAGAUAGAUGUUAAGGGCCCCAAGCUGGACCUGAAAGGCCCCAAGGCGGAAGUGACAGCCCCCGAUGGCGAGGUGUCUCUGCCCAGCAUGGAGGUGGAUGUCCAGGCCCAGAAGGCCAAGCUGGAUGGUGCGUGGCUGGAGGGGGACCUGUCCCUGGCCGACAAGGACGUGACUGCCAAAGACAGCAAGUUCAAAAUGCCCAAGUUCAAGAUGCCGUCGUUCGGGGUAUCGGCCCCAGGGAAGUCCAUCAAGGCCUUGGUGGAUGUGUCUGCACCCAAGGUGGAGGCCGACCUGAGUCUCCCCUCCAUGCAGGGGGACCUGAAGACCACUGACCUCAGCAUUCAGCCUGCUUCUACUGACCUGAAGGUCCAGGCUGACCAGGUGGAUGUGAAGCUCCCGGAGGGCCACCUGCCCGAGGGAGCUGGCCUUAAAGGGCACUUGCCCAAGGUGGAGAUGCCCAGUUUCAAGAUGCCCAAAGUGGCCCUCAAGGGCCCCCAGGUGGACGUCAAGGGCCCCAAGCUGGACCUGAAAAGCCCCAAGGCGGAAGUCACAGCCCCUGAUGUGGAGGUGUCUCUGCCCAGCGUGGAGGUGGACGUCGAGGCCCCGGGAGCCAAGCUGGACAGUGCGCGGCUGGAGGGGGAACUGUCCCUGGCCGACAAGGAUGUGACUGCCAAAGACAGCAGGUUCAAAAUGCCCAAGUUCAAGAUGCCAUCGUUCGGGGCGUCAGCCCCAGGCAAGUCCAUCGAGGCCUCGGUGGAUGUGUCUGCACCCAAAGUGGAGGCCGACGUGAGUCUCCCCUCCAUGCAGGGGGACCUCAAGACCACUGACCUCAGCAUUCAGCCCCCUUCCGCUGACCUGGAGGUCCACGCUGGCCAGGUGGACGUGAAGCUCCUGGAGGGCCACGUGCCUGAGGGAGCCGGCUUCAAAGGGCACCUGCCCAAGGUGCAGAUGCCUAGUUUGAAGAUGCCCAAAGUGGACCUCAAGGGCCCCCAGGUGGAAGUCAGGGGCCCCAAGCUGGACCUGAAAGGUCAUAAGGCAGAGGUGACGGCCCACGAAGUGGCUGUGUCUCUGCCCAGUGUGGAGGUGGACAUGCAGGCCCCGGGAGCCAAGUUGGAUGGCGCACAGCUGGACGGGGACCUGUCCCUGGCUGACAAGGACGUGACUGCCAAAGACAGCAAGUUCAAAAUGCCCAAGUUCAAGAUGCCGUCGUUCGGGGUGUCUGCCCCAGGCAAGUCCAUUGAGGCCUCCGUGGACCUGUCUGCACCCAAGGUGGAGGCCGACAUGAGCCUCCCCUCCAUGCAGGGGGACCUCAAGACCACUGACCUCAGCAUUCAGCCCCCUUCCACUGACCUGGAGCUCCAGGCUGGCCAAUUGGACGUGAAACUCCCAGAGGGCCCCGUGCCCGAGGGAGCCGGCCUCAAAGGGCACCUGCCCAAGCUGCAGAUGCCCAGUUUCAAGGUGCCCAAAGUGGACCUCAAGGGCCCUGAAAUAGACAUCAAGGGCCCCAAGCUGGACCUAAAAGACCCCAAGGUGGAAGUGACAGCCCCUGAUGUGGAGGUUUCUCUGCCCAGCGUGGAGGUGGAUGUCGAGGCCCCAGGAGCCAAGCUGGAUGGUGGACGGCUGGAGGAGGACAUGUCCCUGGCCGACAAGGACUUGACUACCAAAGACAGCAAGUUCAAAAUGCCCAAGUUCAAGAUGCCGUCGUUCGGGGUGUCUGCCCCAGGCAAGUCCAUCGAGGCCUCAGUGGAUGUGUCUGCGCCGAAGGUGGAGGCCGACGUGAGCCUCCCCUCCAUGCAGGGGGACCUCAAGGCCACUGACCUGAGCAUACAGCCCCCUUCUGCUGACCUGGAGGUCCAGGCUGGCCAAGUGGACGUGAAACUCCCAGAGGGCCCUGUGUCCGAGGGAGCCGGCCUCAAAGGGCACCUGCCCAAAGUGCAGAUGCCCAGUUUCAAGAUGCCCAAAGUGGACCUCAAGGGGCCCCAGAUAGAUGUUAAGGGCCCCAAGCUGGACCUGAAAGGCCCCAAGGUGGAAGUGACAGCCCCCGAUGUGAAGAUGUCUCUGUCCAGCAUGGAGGUGGACGUCCAGGCCCCGAGAGCAAAGCUGGAUGGUGCGCAGCUGGAGGGGGACCUGUCCCUGGCCGACAAGGCGGUGACUGCCAAAGACAGCAAGUUCAAAAUGCCCAAGUUCAAGAUGCCAUCAUUUGGGGUGUCGGCCCCAGGCAAGUCCAUCGAGGCCUCGGUGGAUGUGUCUGAGCCGAAGGUGGAAGCUGAUGUGAGCCUCCCCUCCAUGCAGGGGGACCUGAAGACCACUGACCUCAGCAUUCAGUCCCCUUCCGCCGACCUGGAGGUCCAGGCUGGCCAAGUGAACGUGAAACUCCCGGAGGGCCCCCUUCCCGAGGGAGCCGGCUUCAAAGGGCACCUCCCCAAGGUGCAGAUGCCCAGUUUGAAGAUGCCCAAAGUGGCCCUCAAGGGCCCCCAGAUGGACGUCAAGGGCCCCAAGCUGGACCUGAAAGGCCCCAAGGCGGAGGUGAUGGCCCCCGACGUGGAGGUGUCUCUGCCCAGCGUGGAGGUGGACGUCGAGGCUCCAGGAGCCAAGCUGGACAGUGUGCGGCUGGAGGGUGACCUGUCCCUGGCCGACAAGGAUGUGACUGCCAAAGACAGCAAGUUCAAAAUGCCCAAGUUCAAGAUGCCGUCGUUCGGGGUGUCUGCCCCAGGCAAGUCCAUCGAGGCCUCGGUGGAUGUGUCUGCGCCGAAGGUGGAGGCCGAAGUGAGCCUCCCCUCCAUGCAGGGGGACCUCAAGACCACGGACCUCUGCAUUCCGCUCCCUUCUGCAGACCUGGUGGUCCAGGCUGGCCAAGUGGACAUGAAGCUCCCGGAGGGCCAGGUGCCCGAGGGAGCCGGCCUCAAAGGGCACUUGCCCAAGGUGGAUAUGCCCAGUUUCAAGAUGCCCAAAGUGGACCUCAAGGGCCCCCAGACAGAUGUUAAGGGCGCCAAGCUGGACCUGAAAGGCCCCAAGGCGGAAGUGACAGCCCCCGAUGUCGAGGUGUCUCUGCCCAGCAUGGAGGUGGAUGUCCAGGCCCAGAAGGCUAAGCUGGAUGGUGCGCGGCUGGAGGGAGACCUGUCCCUGGCCGACAAGGACAUGACUGCCAAAGACAGCAAGUUCAAAAUGCCCAAAUUCAAGAUGCCGUCGUUCGGGGUAUCGGCCCCAGGGAGGUCCAUCGAGGCCUCGGUGGAUGUGCCUGCACCCAAGGUGGAGGCCGACGUGAGUCUCCCCUCCAUGCAGGGGGACCUGAAGACCACUGACCUCAGCAUUCAGCCCCCUUCUGCCGACCUGAAGGUCCAGACUGGCCAGGUGGAUGUGAAGCUCCCGGAGGGCCACGUGCCCGAGGGAGCUGGCCUCAAAGGGCACCUGCCCAAGGUGGAGAUGCCCAGUUUGAAGAUGCCCAAAGUGGACCUCAAGGGCCCCCAGGUGGACAUCAAGGGCCCCAAACUGGACCUAAAAGACCCCAAGGUGGAAAUGAGAGUCCCCGAUGUCGAGGUGUCUCUGCCCAGCAUGGAGGUGGACGUCCAGGCCCCAAGAGCCAAGCUGGAUAGUGCGCAUCUGCAGGGGGACCUGACCCUGGCCAACAAGGACCUGACUACCAAAGACAGCAAGUUCAAAAUGCCCAAGUUCAAGAUGCCGUCGUUUGGGGUGUCUGCCCCAGGCAAGUCCAUCGAGGCCUCGGUGGAUGUGUCUCCACCCAAGGUGGAGGCCGACAUGAGUCUCCCCUCCAUGCAGGGGGACCUCAAGACCACUGACCUCAGCAUUCAGCCCCUUUCCGCCGACGUGAAGGUCCAGGCUGGCCAGGUGGACGUGAAACUCCUGGAGGGCCCUGUGCCCGAGGAAGUCGGCCUCAAAGGGCACCUGCCCAAGCUGCAGAUGCCCAGUUUCAAGGUGCCCAAAGUGGACCUCAAGGGCCCCGAAAUAGACAUCAAGGGCCCCAAGCUGGACCUAAAAGACCCCAAGGUGGAAGUGACAGCCCCUGAUGUGGAGGUGUCUCUGCCCAGCGUGGAGGUGGACGUCAAGGCCCCAGGAGCCAAGCUGGAUGGUGCGCGGCUGGAGGGGGACAUGUCCCUGGCCGACAAGGACGUGACUGCCAAAGACAGCAAGUUCAAAAUGCCCAAGUUCAAGAUGCUGUCGUUUGGGGUGUCUGCCCUUGGCAAGUCCAUCGAGGCCUCAGCGGAUGUGUCUGCGUUGAAGGUGGAGGCCGACGUGAGCCUCCCCUCCAUGCAGGGGGACCUCAAGACCACUGACCUCAGCGUUCAGCCCCCUUCCGCUGACCUGGAGGUCCAGGCUGGCCAAGUGGAUGUGAAACUCCCAGAGGGCCCCGUGCCGGAGGGAGCCGGCCUCAAAGGGCACCUGCCCAAGCUGCAGAUGCCCAGUUUCAAGAUGCCCAAAGUAGAUCUCAAGGGCCCCCAGAUAGAUGUCAAGGGCCCCAAGCUGGACCUGAAAGGCCCCAAGACGGACGUGAUGGCCCCCGACGUGGAGGUGUCUCAGCCCAGCGUGGAGGUGGAUGUCGAGGCCCCGGGAGCCAAGCUGGAUGGUGCGUGGCUGGAGGGGGACCUGUCUGUGGCGGACAAGGAUGUGACUACCAAAGACAGCAGGUUCAAAAUUCCCAAGUUCAAGAUGCCGUCAUUCGGGGUGUCUGCCCCAGGCAAGUCCAUCGAGGCCUCGGUGGAUGUGUCUGCGCCGAAGGUGGAGGCCGACGGGAGCCUCUCCUCCAUGCAGGGGGACCUCAAGGCCACUGACCUCAGCAUUCAGCCCCCUUCCGCUGACCUGGAGGUCCAGGCUGGCCAAGUGGACGUGAAACUCCCAGAGGGCCCUGUGCCGGAGGGAGCCGGCCUCAAAGGGCACCUGCCCAAGGUGCAGAUGCCCAGUUUCAAGAUGCCUGAAAUGGACCUCAAGGGCCCCCAGCUAGAUGUCAAGGGCCCCAAGCUGGACCUGAAAGGCCCCAAGGCGGAAGUGACAGCCCCCGAUGUGGAGAUGUCUCUGUCCAGCAUGGAGGUGGACGUCCAGGCCCCGAGAGCAAAGCUGGAUGGUGCGCGGCUGGAGGGGGACCUGUCCCUGGCCGACAAGGGUGUGACAGCCAAAGAUAGCAAGUUCAAAAUGCCCAAGUUCAAGAUGCCAUCAUUCAGGGUGUCGGCCCCAGGCGAGUCCAUCGAGGCGUUGGUGGAUGUGUCUGAGCUGAAGGUGGAAGCCGACAUGAGCCUCCCCUCCAUGCAAGGGGACCUUAAGACCACUGACAUCAGCAUUCAGCCCCCCUCUGCCCAACUGGAGGUCCAGGCUGGCCAGGUGGAUGUGAAACUCCCAGAGGGCCACGUUCCCGAGGGAGCCGGCCUCAAAGGGCACCUGCCCAAGCUGCAGAUGCCCAGUUUCAAGAUGCCUGAAGUGGACCUCAAGGGCCCCCAGAUAGAUGUUAAGGGCCCCAACGUGGACCUGAAAGGCCCCAAGGCGGAAGUGACAGCCCCCGAUGUGAAGAUGUCUCUGUCCAGCAUGGAGGUGGACGUCCAGGCCCCGAGAGCAAAGCUGGAUGGUGCGCGGCUGGAGGGGGACCUGUCCCUGGCCGACAAGGGCAUGACAGCCAAAGACAGCAAGUUCAAAAUGCCCAAGUUCAAGAUGCCGUCAUUCGGGGUGUCGGCCCCAGGCAAGUCCAUCGAGGCCUCGGUGGAUGUGUCUGAGCUGAAGGUGGAAGCUGACGGGAGCUUCCCCUCCAUGCAAGGGGAUCUUAAGACCACUGACAUCCGCAUUCAGCCCCCCUCCGCCCAACUGGAGGUCCAGGCUGGCCAGGUGGACGUGAAACUCCCAGAGGGCCACGUUCCCGAGGGAGCCGGCCUCAAAGGGCACCUGCCCAAGGUGCAGAUGCCCAGUUUCAAGAUGCCCAAAGUGGAUCUCAAGGGCCCCCAGAUAGACGUCAAGGGCCCCAAGCUGGACCUGAAAGGCCCCAAGGCGGAGGUGACGGCCCCCGACGUGGAGGUGUCUCUGCCCAGCGUGGAGGUGGACGUCGAGGCCCCGAGAGCAAAGCUGGAUGGUGCACGGCUGGAGGGUGACCUGUCCCUGGCCGACAAGGAUGUGACUGCCAAAGACAGCAAGUUCAAAAUGCCCAAGUUCAAGAUGCCGUCGUUCGGGGUGUCUGCCCCAGGCAAGUCCAUUGAGGUCUCGGUGGAUGUGUCUGCGCCGAAGGUGGAGGCCGAAGUGAGCCUCCCCUCCAUGCAGGGGGACCUGAAGACCACUGACAUCAGCAUUGAGCCCCCCUCUGCCCAACUGGAGGUCCAGGCUGGCCAGGUGGACCUGAAGCUCCCAGAGGGCCACGUUCCCGAGGGAGCUGGCCUCAAAGGGCACCUGCCCAAGUUGCAGAUGCCCAGUUUCAAGAUGCCCAAAGUAGAUCGCAAGGGACCCCAGAUAGAUGUCAAGGGCCCCAAGCUGGACCUGAAAGGCCCGAAGACGGACGUGACGGCCCCCGACGUGGAGGUGUCUCAGCCCGGCAUGGAGGUGGAUGUCGAGGCCCCAGGAGCCAAGUUGGAUGGUGCACGGCUGGAGGGGGACCUGUCCCUGGCCGACAAGGAUGUGACUGCCAAAGACAGCAAGUUCAAAAUGCCCAAGUUCAAGAUGCCGUCGUUCGGGGUGUCUGCCCCAGGCAAGUCCAUUGAGGUCUUGGUGGAUGUGUCUGCGCCAAAGGUGGAGGCCGACCUGAGCCUCCCCUCCAUGCAGGGGGACCUGAAGAACACUGACAUCAGCAUUGAGCCCCCCUCUGCCCAACUGGAGGUCCAGGCUGGCCAGGUGGACGUGAAGCUCCCAGAGGGCCACGUUCUCGAGGGAGCUGGCCUCAAAGGGCACCUGCCCAAGUUGCAGAUGCCCAGUUUCAAGAUGCCCAAAGUAGAUCGCAAGGGCCCCCAGAUAGACAUCAAGGGCCCCAAGCUGGACCUGAAAGGCCCGAAGAUGGAUGUGACGGCCCCCGACGUGGAGGUGUCUCAGCCCAGCAUGGAGGUGGACGUCGAGGCCCCAGGAGCCAAGUUGGAUGGUGCACGGCUGGAGGGGGACCUGUCCCUGGCCGACAAGGAUGUGACUGCCAAAGACAGCAAGUUCAAAAUGCCCAAAUUCAAGAUGCCGUCGUACAGGGCGUCUGCCCCAGGCAAGUCCAUCCAGGCCUCGGUGGAUGUGUCUGCGCCGAAGGCGGAGGCCGACGUGAGCCUCCCCUCCAUGCAGGGGGACCUCAAGACCACUGACCUCAGCAUUCAGCUCCCUUCUGUGGACCUGGAGGUCCAGGCUGGCCAGGUGGACGUGAAGCUCCCGGAGGGCCACGUGCCCGAGGGAGCUGGCCUCAAAGGGCACCUGCCCAAGGUGGAGAUGCCCAGUUUCAAGAUGCCCAAAGUGGACCUCAAGAGCCCCCAGGUGGACAUCAAGGGCCCCAAGCUGGACCUAAAAGUCCCCAAGGCGGAAGUGACAGUCCCUGAUGUGGAGGUGUCUCUGCCCAGCGUGGAGGUGGACGUCCAGGCCCCGAGAGCCAAGCUGGAUGGUGCGCGGCUGGAGGGGGACCUGUCCCUGGCUGAAAAGGAUGUGACUGCCAAAGACAGCAAGUUCAAAAUGCCCAAGUUCAAGAUGCCCUCCUUCGGGGUGUCGGCCCCAGGCAGGUCCAUCGAGGCCUCGCUGGAUGUGUCUGCGCCGAAGGUGGAGGCCGACGUGAGCCUCUCCUCCAUGCAGGGGGACCUCAAGGCCACUGACCUCAGCAUUCAGCCCCCUUCCGCUGACCUGGAGGUCCAGGCUGUCCAAGUGGAUGUGGAACUCCUGGAGGGCCCCGUGCCCGAGGGAGCCGGCCUCAAAGGGCACCUGCCCAAAGUGGAGAUGCCCAGUUUAAAGACGCCCAAAGUGGACCUCAAGGGCCCCCAGAUAGAUGUUAAGGGCCCCAAGCUGGACCUGAAAGGCCCCAAGGCAGAAGUGAGAGUCCCCGAUGUCGAGGUGUCUCUGCCCAGCGUGGAGGUGGAUGUCCAGGCCCCGAAGGCCAAGCUGGAUGCUGGGCGGCUGGAGGGAGACCUGUCCCUGGCUGACAAGGACGUGACUGCCAAAGACAGCAAGUUCAAAAUGCCCAAAUUCAAGAUGCCGUCAUUCAGGGUAUCGGCCCCAGGGAAGUCCAUGGAGGCCUCGGUGGAUGUGUCUGCACCCAAGGUGGAAGCCGAUGUGAGUCUCCCCUCCAUGCAGGGGGACCUGAAGACCACUGACCUCAGCAUUCAGCCCCCUUCUGCCGACCUGAAGGUCCAGGCUGGCCAGAUGGAUGUGAAGCUCCCGGAGGGCCAGGUGCCCGAGGGAGCCGGCCUCAAAGAGCACCUGCCCAAGGUGGAGAUGCCCAGUUUGAAGAUGCCCAAAGUGGACCUCAAGGGCCCCCAGGUGGACAUCAAGGGCCCCAAGCUGGACCUAAAAGUCUCCAAGGCGGAAGUCACAGCCCCUGAUGUGGAGGUGUCUCUGCCCAGCGUGGAGGUGGACGUCCAGGCCCCAAGAGCCAAACUGGAUAGUGCACAGCUGGAGGGGGACCUGUCCCUGGCCGACAAGGAUGUGACUGCCAAAGACAGCAAAUUCAAAAUGCCCAAGUUCAAGAUGCCGUCAUUUGGGGUGUCUGCCCCAGGCAAGUCCAUUGAGGCCUCGGUGCACGUGUCUGCACCCAAGGUGGAGGCCGAUGUGAGUCUCCCCUCCAUGCAGGGGGACCUCAAGACCACUGACCUCAGCAUUCAGCCCCAUUCUGCCGACCUGACGGUCCAAGCUCGCCAGGUGGACAUGAAACUCCUGGAGGGCCACGUGCCCGAGGAAGCCGGCCUCAAAGGACACCUGCCCAAGGUGCAGAUGCCCAGUUUCAAGAUGCCCAAAGUCGACCUCAAGGGCCCUGAAAUAGACAUCAAGGGCCCCAAGCUGGACCUAAAAGACCCCAAGGUGGAAGUGACAGCCCCUGAUGUGGAGGUUUCUCUGCCCAGCGUGGAGGUGGACGUCGAGGCCCCAGGAGCCAAGCUGGAUGGUGCGCGGCUGGAGGGGGACCUGUCCCUGGCCGACAAGGACAUGACGGCCAAAGACAGCAAGUUCAAAAUGCCCAAGUUCAAGAUGCCGUCGUUCGGGGUGUCUGCCCCAGGCAAGUCCAUGGAGGCAUCAGUGGAUGUGACCGCGCCAAAGGUGGAGGCCGACGUGAGCCUCCCUUCCAUGCAGGGGGACCUCAAGGCCACUGACCUCAGCGUUCAGCCCCCUUCCGCUGACCUGGAGGUCCAGGCUGGCCAAGUGGACGUGAAACUCCCAGAGGGCCCCGUGCCCGAGGGAGCCAGCCUCAAAGGGCACCUGCCCAAGGUGCAGAUGCCCAGUUUCAAGAUGCCCAAAGUGGACCUCAAGGGCCCCCAGAUAGAUGUUAAGGGCCCCAAGCUGGACCUGAAAGGCCCCAAGGCGGAAGUGACAGCCCCUGAUGUGAAGAUGUCUCUGUCCAGCAUGGAGGUGGACGUCCAGGCCCCGAGAGCAAAGCUGGAUGGUGUGCAGCUGGAGGGGGACCUGUCCCUGGCCGACAAGGAUGUGACUGCCAAAGACAGCAAGUUCAAAAUGCCCAAGUUCAAGAUGCCAUCAUUCGGGGUGUCGGCCCCAGGCAAGUCCAUGGAGGCGUCCGUGGAUGUGUCUGAGCUGAAGGCGAAAGCCGACGUGAGCCUCCCCUCCAUGCAGGGGGACCUCAAGACCACUGACCUCAGCAUUCAGUCCCCUUCCGCCGACCUGGAGGUCCAGGCUGGCCAAGUGGACGUGAAACUCCCGGAGGGCCCCCUGCCCAAGGGAGCCGGCCUCAAAGGGCACCUCCCCAAGGUGCAGAUGCCCUGUUUGAAGAUGCCCAAAGUGGCCCUCAAGGGCCCCCAGGUGGAUGUCAAGGGCCCCAAGCUGGACCUGAAAGGCCCCAAGGCGGAUGUGAUGACCCCCGUCGUGGAGGUGUCUCUGCCCAGCAUGGAGGUGGACGUCGAGGCCCCGGGAGCCAAGCUGGACAGUGUGCGGCUGGAGGGUGACCUGUCCCUAGCCGACAAGGACAUGACUGCCAAAGACAGCAAGUUCAAAAUGCCCAAGUUCAAGAUGCCGUCGUUCGGGGUGUCUGCCCCAGGCAAGUCCAUCGAGGCCUCGUUGGAUGUGUCUGCGCUGAAGGUGGAGGCUGACGUGAGCCUCCCCUCCAUGCAGGGGGACCUGAAGACCACUCACCUCAGCAUUCAGCCCCCUUCCGCUGAUCUGGAGGUCCAGGCUGGCCAAGAGGAUGUGAAACUCCCAGAGGGCCCUGUGCAUGAGGGAGCCGGCCUCAAAGGGCACCUGCCGAAGCUGCAGAUGCCCAGUUUCAAGGUACCCAAAGUGGACCUCAAGGGUCCCCAGAUAGACGUUAAUGUCCCCAAGCUGGACCUGAAAGGCCCCAAGGUGGAGGUGACGUCCCCCAACCUGGACGUGUCUCUGCCCAGCAUGGAGGUGGACAUCCAAGCCCCAGGAGCCAAGCUGGACAGUACGCGGCUGGAGGGGGACCUGUCCCUGGCUGACAAGGACGUGACUGCCAAAGACAGCAAGUUCAAAAUGCCCAAGUUCAAGAUGCCAUCCUUUGGGAUGUUGUCCCCAGGCAAGUCCAUCGAGGUCUCGGUGGAUGUGUCUGCGCCAAAGAUGGAGGCCGACAUGAGCAUUCCCUCCAUGCAGGGGGACCUCAAGACCACUGACCUCCGCAUUCAGGCCCCUUCCGCCGACCUGGAGGUCCAGGCUGGCCAGGUGGACUUGAAACUUCCAGAAGGCCACAUGCCCGAGGUAGCCGGCCUCAAAGGGCACCUGCCCAAGGUGGAGAUGCCCAGUUUCAAGAUGCCCAAAGUGGACCUCAAGGGCCCCCAGGUGGACGUCAAGGGCCCCAAGCUGGACCUGAAAGGCCCAAAGGCAGAGGUGAUGGCCCCCGAUGUGGAGGUGUCUCUGCCCAGCGUGGAGACGGAUGUCCAGGCCCCAGGAUCCAUGCUGGAUGGUGCGCGGCUUGAGGGGGACCUGUCCCUGGCCCACGAGGAUGUAGCUGGGAAAGACAGUAAGUUUCAAGGACCAAAACUGAGCACGUCUGGUUUUGAAUGGUCGUCAAAGAAAGUUUCCAUGUCUUCCUCUGAAAUCGAAGGAAAUGUUACAUUCCAUGAGAAGACUUCCACAUUUCCCAUUGUGGAAUCUGUUGUUCAUGAAGGUGAUCUUCAUGAUCCAUCUCGCGAUGGUAACUUGGGGCUUGCUGUUGGAGAAGUUGGAAUGGAUUCGAAGUUUAAGAAACUGCAUUUUAAAGUGCCCAAAGUUUCAUUUUCUUCUACCAAAACUCCUAAAGAUAGUUUAGUCCCAGGUGCAAAGUCUAGCAUAGGUCUUUCCACGAUUCCUUUAUCAUCUUCAGAAUGCUCAAGUUUUGAAUUACAACAGGUUUCGGCUUGUUCAGAGCCAUCCAUGCAGAUGCCUAAGGUGGGUUUUGCUGGGUUUCCAUCAUCCCGGCUUGAUCUCACUGGUCCUCACUUUGAAUCUUCUAUUCUCUCUCCCUGUGAGGAUGUUACACUUACAAAAUACCAGGUGACUGUUCCCAGAGCUGCCUUGGCCCCUGAGCUUGCUCUGGAAAUUCCUUCUGGGUCUCAGGCUGAUAUUCCUCUUCCCAAGACAGAGUGCUCCACUGACCUGCAGCCUCCAGAGGGAGUUCCAACAUCUCAAGCUGAGAGUCACUCUGGCCCACUGAAUUCCAUGAUUCCUGUUUCUCUUGGUCAGGUAUCUUUUCCUAAAUUCUAUAAACCAAAGUUUGUGUUUUCAGUCCCCCAAAUGGCAGUUCCUGAGGGAGACCUACAUGCAGCAGUGGGUGCCCCAGUCAUGUCUCCUCUUAGCCCUGGAGAAAGAGUGCAGUGCCCCUUGCCAAGCACCCAGCUGCCAUCCCCAGGCACCUGUGUGUCUCAGGGCCCAGAAGAGCUUGUGGCCUCCUUGCAGACAUCAGUAGUGGCCCCUGGAGAAGCCCCUUCUGAAGAUGCUGACCACGAAGGGAAAGGGAGUCCCUUGAAAAUGCCUAAGAUUAAGCUUCCAUCAUUUAGGUGGUCCCCGAAGAAGGAAACAGGGCCAAAGGUGGACCCAGAAUGCAGCGUGGAGGACUCAAAACUCAGCCUGGUUUUAGACAAGGAUGAAGUGGCCCCGCAGUCUGCCAUCCACAUGGAUCUGCCUCCUGAGAGGGAUGGAGAGAAGGGGAGGAGCACAAAGCCUGGCUUUGCCAUGCCAAAACUUGCACUUCCCAAAAUGAAGGCUUCUAAGAGUGGGGUCAGCCUGCCACAGAGAGACGUGGAUCCUUCCCUUUCUAGUGCCACAGCAGGGGGUAGCUUUCAAGACACAGAAAAGGCCAGCAGUGACGGUGGUAGGGGAGGACUUGGUGCAACAGCAAGUGCCACAGGAAGUGAGGGUGUGAACCUCCACCGGCCACAGGUCCACAUUCCCAGUUUGGGCUUUGCCAAACCUGAUCUCAGAUCCUCCAAGGCCAAGGUGGAGGUGAGCCAGCCUGAAGCUGACCUGCCUCUUCCCAAACAUGAUCUGUCUACCGAAGGUGACAGCAGAGGAUGUGGGCUCGGGGAUGUCCCAGUGAGCCAGCCUUGUGGGGAGGGGAUAGCCCCCACACCUGAAGAUCCCCUCCAGCCAUCCUGUAGAAAACCAGAUGCUGAAGUCCUCACAGUGGAAAGCCCAGAGGAGGAAGCCAUGACCAAGUACUCGCAGGAAAGCUGGUUUAAAAUGCCCAAGUUCCGCAUGCCCAGCCUUAGGCGCUCUUUCAGGGACAGAGGCGGGGCUGGAAAGCUGGAAGUGGCUCAGACACAGGCACCGGCAGCAACAGGGGGUGAAGCAGCAGCUAAAGUCAAAGAGUUCCUUGUUUCUGGGUCAAACGUGGAGGCAGCUAUGUCCCUACAGCUCCCAGAGGCAGAUGCAGAAGUGACAGCUUCUGAGAGCAAAUCAUCCACAGAUAUUCUAAGGUGUGAUCUUGACAGCACAGGCUUGAAGCUGCACCUCUCCACUGCUGGGAUGACUGGGGAUGAGCUUUCCACUUCUGAGGUCAGGAUCCAUCCAUCCAAAGGACCUCUCCCUUUUCAGAUGCCUGGCAUGAGGCUUCCAGAAACCCAGGUUCUUCCAGGAGAAAUAGAUGAGACUCCUCUUUCCAAGCCAGGACAUGACCUUGCCAGCAUGGAGGAUAAAACAGAGAAAUGGUCUUCCCAGCCUGAAGGUCCACUUAAAUUGAAAGCUUCAAGUACUGAUAUGCCAUCCCAGAUUUCUGUGGUUAAUGUGGAUCAACUGUGGGAAGAUUCUGUCCUAACUGUCAAAUUCCCCAAAUUAAUGGUACCAAGGUUCUCCUUCCCUGCCCCCAGCUCAGAGGAUGAUGUGUUCAUCCCCACUGUGAGGGAAGUGCAGUGUCCAGAGGCCAAUAUUGAUACAGCCCUUUGUAAGGAAAGUCCGGGGCUCUGGGGAGCCAGCAUCCUGAAGGCAGGUGCUGGGGUCCCUGGGGAGCAGCCUGUGGACCUUAACCUGCCUUUGGAAGCUCCCCCAAUUUCAAAGGUCAGAGUGCAUAUUCAGGGUGCUCAGGUUGAAAGUCAAGAGGUCACUAUACACAGCAUAGUGACACCAGAGUUUGUAGAUCUCUCAGUACCCAGGACUUUUUCCACUCAGAUUGUGCGGGAAUCAGAGAUCCCCACGUCAGAGAUUCAAACACCUUCGUACGGAUUUUCCUUAUUAAAAGUGAAAAUCCCAGAGCCCCACACGCAGGCUAGAGUGUACACAACAAUGACUCAACACUCUAGGACUCAGGAGGGCACAGAAGAGGCUCCCAUACAAGCCACCCCAGGAGUAGACUCCAUUUCUGGAGAUCUCCAGCCUGACACUGGAGAACCAUUUGAGAUGAUCUCUUCCAGCGUCAAUGUACUGGGACAGCAAACACUCACAUUUGAAGUUCCUUCUGGCCACCAGCUUGCAGACAGCUGUUCAGAUGAGGAGCCAGCAGAAAUUCUUGAGUUUCCCCCUGAUGAUAGCCAAGAGGCAACCACACCACUGGCAGAUGAAGGCAGGGCUCCAAAAGACAAACCAGAAAGUAAAAAAUCUGGUCUGCUCUGGUUUUGGCUUCCAAACAUUGGGUUUUCCUCUUCUGUUGAUGAGACAGGUGUUGAUUCCAAAAAUGACGUCCAGAGAUCUGCUCCCAUUCAAACACAGCCUGAGGCACGACCAGAGGCAGAACUGCCUAAAAAACAGGAGAAGGCAGGCUGGUUCCGAUUUCCCAAAUUAGGGUUCUCCUCAUCUCCUACCAAGAAAAGCAAAAGCACCGAAGAUGGGGCAGAGCUGGAAGAACAAAAACUUCAAGAAGAAACAAUCACGUUUUUUGAUGCCCGAGAAAGUUUCUCCCCUGAAGAGAAGGAAGAGGGUGAACUGAUCGGGCCUGUGGGCACUGGGCUGGACUCCAGAGUGAUGGUGACAUCCGCGGCAAGAACAGAGUUAAUCCUGCCCGAGCAGGACAGAAAAGCUGACGAUGAAAGCAAAGGGUCAGGCCUGGGACCAAAUGAAGGCUGAGAGGUAUGGCUCAUCAGUACAAGAGAGAUGCAAAAAACUAAGUUGGAAAGUAAAGGCUACACACACAUAUGGAGCACCCCAUCCCACAGCACAUUACAUCCACCUCACUUCACAGAACGGAGAACAGAGCAGAAAUGACCAGAACACCUUUGUCACCAUCACACAGCCCUCCUAAAAUGGAACCAAAGCUUCCCAGCUCCCUCAAAGCUUUGGAUGCAAAGAAGGCACCCUGACUUCCACAAGACACCAGAAUUCACACGGUACUCAGAGGCACUGCUGGGGAAGUUUGUUGGUCUUUAUUAGAUAAAUUUCCAGAGACCUGUCCAUAAUACCCAACAGAACAUGACUGUUUCUUUGAGGAAAGGGUUAUAAUGUCUGUGGUGUACAAGUCGUUUUUGGUAUAACUUCUUUCCUGCUGCUGCUGCUUCCCGGCAAACAUAGUUUUCCUAUUUCAGGCAGAGUGCGGUAUAUUCCAGGAAACACUGUUUCCUACUCACUUAGCUUACUUCUUUGUUGAAUGCCUCACUAAUGGCAAGUUUCAAGAUGUUUUGGGUGACAAUGCACACAUGCUGGGCAAAAGGGUGAUGGCCAGUGGCUGGCAGCUGGGCCAGCAGAAGCUAGGACAUCUGUGAGUUGUCAUUCUCAUCUAUCCAUGUCCACUGGCCUGCCAGCAUCCGCCAGUGCCUUGCCAGUGUGCACGGUCCCACACUGUGGCCCCUGAGUCCCCUAAUGUACACGCUGCAGCCAGAAUGCAGAUGGAGCUGGCUUGGCUGUUCCCUGGAUGGGCAAUAAAGAAAGUGCUGCAUCCCA
Molecule: messenger RNA, 21690 nt
Organism: Homo sapiens (human)
Lineage: Eukaryota; Metazoa; Chordata; Mammalia; Primates; Hominidae
Gene: AHNAK2
Product: AHNAK nucleoprotein 2
Exons: 7
Coding region: 3793-20880 (5695 amino acids)
Cellular component (GO): cytoplasm; plasma membrane; nucleus
Source: RefSeq, a predicted model, not a curated record